UAAUUAGUGCUAAUUACAACUAAUUAGUGUUUGCUUACUCUAACUCCCAACCAACCCAAUUUUCUUCCUCCAUUUUUUUUCUCUCUCCUAAGCUAUUACGCUAUGAGUCUAUAACCAUGGGUAGUUUCUGCAAUUGUGUGUUGACACUACUACUACAUUUGUGGGUUUGGUCUCAAUUCCAUGGCGUCAAACUCAUCCGAGUUUCUGGGUCCGAAUCACCGAGUUCACUCGGUCAAGAAUUACUGAAAACAGCAAGAAAUCCAGAGUUCUUCGAUUGGUUGAAGAGGGUAAGGAGGAGAAUCCAUGAAAACCCAGAGCUUGCAUUUGAAGAGUUUGAAACGAGUCAACUCAUCAGAUCGGAGCUUGACUCGCUGGAGAUUGAAUACAGGUGGCCCGUUGCUAAGACUGGAAUUGUCGGGUCUAUCGGGUCCGGGUCACACCCUUGGUUCGCUCUUCGGGCCGACAUGGAUGCCCUCCCUAUUCAGGAAAUGGUAGAAUGGGGAAACAAGAGCAAGAACAAUGGUAAAAUGCAUGCAUGUGGGCAUGAUGUGCAUGUCACAAUGCUUCUAGGGGCUGCAAAGUUGCUGCAACAGAAGAGAAAAAACUUGAAGGGAACUAUUAAGCUAAUCUUCCAACCAGCGGAAGAAGGUCGUGCUGGUGCGUACUCUAUGAUACAAGAGGGUGCGUUGGAUGAUGUACAAGCUAUUUUCGGACUGCAUGUUUCACCUUAUGCUCCUAUAGGAACAAUUGGAUCUAGACCUGGACCCAUCACUGCUGGUGCAGGCAGAUUUAUUGCAGUAAUUCAAGGCCAAGGUGAAAUGAGAGAUCCAGUUUAUGCCGCAUCCACCACAAUCUUGGCACUGCAACAACUCAUAUCUCGAGAGACAGACCCUCUUGAAGCUGGAGUGGUAACAGUGACCAUGAUAUCAGGGAGCCAGCAAGGAGAUGUGAUUCCGGAGACUGUUAAGUUUGGGGGAACUUUUAGAAGCACGACUUCUGACAGUUUGUCCAAUCUUCAGAGAAGGAUUGAAGAGGUCAUAGUGCUGCAAGCAGCUGUCCAUCGGUGCACUGCUACCGUGGACUUCAUGGAGGAAACAGCAAGGAAUUAUCCACCGACUAUCAAUGACAAGAAAAUGUAUGACCAUGUGAAAGAUACGGGUACAAUGUUGCUUGGGAAAUCAAAUGUGCUUAUUUCCCCAUUUACCAUGGCAGCCGAGGAUUUUGGCUUCUAUUCACAGAGAAUUCCUGCUGCAUUAUUCAACAUUGGCAUAAUGAACAAAACAUUAAACUCAAACAAGCCGUUGCACUCGGGAUACUUUUUUGUAGAUGAGGACGUUCUCCCGAUUGGUGCUGCACUUCAUGCUGCUGUUGCAAUGUCCUACUUGCAUGACAAUGCCGUUAUUCAAAGUCAAUAGGGUGCUUGUGUAUAGGGUUUUUUCCAACAACUGUACCUAUGACUUGAGAAUUGGUGGUUAAUUGAGUUCAGAUAGAAGCUAAUCAAUGUGGCUCUAUUGUGUUAGUACCUUGAUGCAUCGGAGGUCUUUACAUGUUUGUCUUUGAUCGUCAAUGAGACGUUCUGUAGUCUAAUUUGACCAUAAGUUAAUGUCAUUUCCCAGUAUGUCUUUUCCUCAUUUGAAGUUAUACUAAUAAUGCACAAAAUGUAUAUUUUGGAUC
Molecule: messenger RNA, 1674 nt
Organism: Beta vulgaris subsp. vulgaris (sugar beet)
Lineage: Eukaryota; Viridiplantae; Streptophyta; Magnoliopsida; Caryophyllales; Amaranthaceae
Product: IAA-amino acid hydrolase ILR1-like 3
Exons: 5
Coding region: 117-1415 (432 amino acids)
Biological process (GO): auxin metabolic process
Cellular component (GO): endoplasmic reticulum
Molecular function (GO): IAA-Ala conjugate hydrolase activity
Source: RefSeq, a predicted model, not a curated record